AUGCGGGCGGGCUUCCUCACGAAGGUCGAGGACCCAGAGCUCGCUGGCGCGCACCGGAACGUGUACAGGCAGGAGGAGGACGACGAGGAGGAGCAGGGCCCGCACGAGGCCCUGGCCGAGGACGGGGAGGACGGGGAGAGCGUGGCGCUGCCCUGGGGCGUCCGCAAGCGGAUCCUGGACAACGCGCCCCCCGGGAACAUCGCGCGGCCUCGCGGAGGCGAUCGGGUGACCGUGCACUUGGUGAGCGCCCUGCAGGACGGCACCCUCGUCGGCUCGACCAGGGGGCGCGAGACGCAUUCGGAGUCCGGGGAGUCUCGCGACAGGCAGCCGCUGGAGUUCGUCUUGGAAGAGCGGCCGAGGGAGAUCAUCGAGGGGCUCGAGCUCGGCAUCAAGACGAUGCGCCAGGGAGAGGUUGCCGAGUUCACCAUCGCCCCGCGCUUCGCCUACGAUGACCUCGGAUCCCCGCCGCUGGUGCCCCCUGACGCUACCAUCGUCUGCGAGGUGGAGCUCAUCACGUGGACCUGCGUGGACGACCUCUUCCAGGACGGGCGCGCGGUCAAGACGGUCCUGGAGAGGGGCACCGGCGAGACGAAAGCAUCGAAGGGACAGGAGACCCGGAUCUCCCUGAAGGUCACAGAUAGGAACCUCCGGACUUUGCAGGAGCACGUCGGCCUCGAGCACACGGUCGGCGCCGCAGACUUCGGGUGCAUCUCGCCCGUAGUCUCGGCGGCCCUGCAGAACAUGACAGAGGGCGAGCGCGCCACGGUGGCUUUGCGCAGAUUCGGUGUGGGUGACAAAGUCAUCGACAACAAGCACAGCGGCGCGAGCAUGCAGCUUCACCUCCACAGGAUCUACCGGGUCAUCGACAUAUCGCCACUGCAGGACGGGUCGCUGGUGAAGAGGGUGCUCAGGGAGGGCUCGGGCCCGGAGGCCGUCGACACGAGCCGUGUGACGCUGACCGUGACCGCGCCUGCUUUCCAGCAGGAUGUAGAGUUCCGGGUCGGCGACGGGGAGGCCUGCGACGGGCUGGAGCUCGCCGUGGUUGGCAUGCGGGUGGGGGAGGCCUGCGCCGUGGUGACGCGGCUGCCGGCCGCGUACCUCGCCGCCGCCGCAGGGGCGGCCGCGCGCUCCGCCUCGGCCGCGCUGCGCCCCGAGGCGCUGAGGCCCGGGGAGGACGGCAGGGUGACGCUCAACCUCGAGCUCGCCGCCCUCGAGGGCGCCUGGCAGGGGACCCCCGCGGCCGAGCGGGUGGCCCUCGCGGCGGAGCGGAAGGCCCGGGGCGCGGAGCUCUUCGGGCAGCAGCGGUGGGCCCUGGCCCUGGGCCGCUACGCGGUGGCGCUGGAGGUGCUGGGCUCGUGCGAGGAGUGCCAGGGCAGCUCCGCGGCCGCGGAGAUCCGCGGCGCUUGCGAGCUGAACCGCGCGGCGUGCCUGCUGAAGCUGGGCGAUUUUCAGGGCGCCAGGGCCGCGUGCGACCAGGUGCUGGCCAGCAGCCCGGACCAGCCCAAGGCUCUGUACAGGCGGGCGAGCGCGGCCUUCGAGCUGUCCGACUACGCCCUCGCGCAGGCGGACCUCGGCAGGCUGCUGCUGGCGGACCCCCAGAACGCGGACGCCCGGCGGCUGCUGGGCAGGGUGCGGGAUGCGGCGAGGAGGUACUCGACGGACGCCAAGCGGGCGGCGGCCCGCAUGAUGGAGCAGCCCUCGCCUGCUGCCCGCGAGGCGGCGGCCCCGGCGGCGGCCCCGGCGGCGGCCCCGACGGCGGCCCCGGCGGCGGUCCCGCGGCGCCGCGGCGGCGGGCUGCUGGCGCGGCUGCCCCUGCUGUGCUGCCGCGGGGGCUGA
Prorocentrum cordatum is the source of this 1836-nucleotide messenger RNA. Lineage: Eukaryota; Dinophyceae; Prorocentrales; Prorocentraceae. The record is from the annotation of a GenBank genome assembly.